AUGUUUAGGGAUAGAACUAAUUUAUUUUUAUCAUACCGUAGAACUUUUCCACAUAACCUUACCGCCCUAUCUGGGAAAGCAUCCUUGGGCGAUGAUCGCGAUAUUGAAAUGGGGUCGUAUCCAAUGGUGGAUAUGUCUCAUGACAUAUCCGCCAGGUUAAUCGAUGAACGAAAAAACGAGUAUGAAAGUCGUGGUGAUGCGUUACCACCUAUAUUUAUUGAUAUAGCGCAGGAUGUCGACGAUUAUCUUCUGGAGGUUAGACGGUUGAGUGAACAACUGGCUAAGGUUUAUAGAAAAAACUCGUUGCCUGGAUUUGAAGACAAGAGCCAUGAUGAGGCGUUGAUUGAGGAUCUAAGUUUUAAAGUGAUUCAGAUGUUACAGAAAUGUUAUGCCGUUAUGAAACGGUUAAAGGCGAUUUAUAUGUCUCAGUUUGUGGAUGGAAAGCAACUAAGUCGAGAAGAGCUGAUCAUAUUAGAUAAUUUACAGAAGAAGUACGCGGAAAAGAUACAAACCGAAAGUAACAAGUUCAGGGUGUUACAAAACAACUAUUUGAAAUUUUUAAAUAAGGAUGAUCUGAAACCCAUUCGUAAUAAGACCAGUACAGAGGACACGCUGUUCCUGGAUGAUGAAGAAGAGGAGGCAGCAAGAGAGAAGCGAGAGGGACUCGACAUUGAGGACUACUCAAAAAGGACGUUACAGAGGCAGCAACAGCUUCAUGACACUUCCGCAGAAGCGUACUUGAGAGAACGGGACGAAGAAAUUACACAGUUGGCAAGAGGUGUGUUAGAAGUGAGCACUAUUUUCAGGGAAAUGCAAGACUUAGUUAUUGACCAAGGAACCAUUGUAGAUAGAAUAGAUUAUAAUCUAGAAAAUACAGUGGUGGAACUAAAAAGUGCAGAUAAGGAAUUGAAUAAGGCCACACACUACCAGAAGAGGACUCAGAAAUGUAAAGUUAUUCUGCUGCUAACCUUGUGUGUGAUUGCACUCUUUUUCUUUGUCAUGCUGAAACCACACGGUGGUGGCAGUGGCGGUCGUAGCCAUGGUAGCAACGACAGUAGUAGUAACCAUGACGAGGACAAGAAUACACCAAGUACUGUUGAAGUACGCGAGCCUGAACAUAGAGCUCCAGACGGAAUACUUUGA
Molecule: messenger RNA, 1143 nt
Organism: Saccharomyces mikatae IFO 1815
Lineage: Eukaryota; Fungi; Ascomycota; Saccharomycetes; Saccharomycetales; Saccharomycetaceae
Gene: TLG2
Product: t-SNARE syntaxin TLG2
Exons: 1
Coding region: 1-1143 (380 amino acids)
Biological process (GO): intracellular protein transport; vesicle fusion; vesicle-mediated transport
Cellular component (GO): membrane; endomembrane system; SNARE complex
Molecular function (GO): SNARE binding; SNAP receptor activity
Source: RefSeq, a predicted model, not a curated record